Oncorhynchus masou masou (cherry salmon) is the source of this 1690-nucleotide messenger RNA. Its product is annotated as putative nuclease HARBI1. The transcript is spliced from 4 exons. Lineage: Eukaryota; Metazoa; Chordata; Actinopteri; Salmoniformes; Salmonidae. Bases 758 to 1309 code for a protein of 183 amino acids. The record is from RefSeq and is a predicted model, not a curated record.
CCGGCGCCAAAUAGAACUGGCAGACAUAGACAUUCAGUACAAGAAGAAAAAGAUGGAAAAUCUUGCACUGGAGUCCGAAAUAAAAAAGAGGACAAUUAGGAAACUGGACCUUGAAAUAAAAAAACUUGAGAGGGAGCUCCAAGAAGAUGACACAGCUCAAAAUAAAAAUUAGGUAUAUUCUCGUAAAGUCAAGUGAGCCAUGACAUAUGAGCUCUUAUUGUGAGCACACAGGACGGUGGCAUCUUUCUAAGGUUUGUUUUUAUUUUCCCAGCAAUCAGUACAACCAAGUCAUCGUUAUAAGGCAUCGCCCUCUUUUGCCCACCCCCCCAGCACCAGGUGUGGCCACUAGCCUAUAUGAAGGCCCAAAAUUGUGUGUUCCUUUCUGCUCUGACAAUGGCAUGCCCAUUCGUGCGAGAUGUGGUGGAUGAAGAAGCACUUGUGCUGAGGAGAGCCUUCAGGCGAGAAAGGGUCUUCAGGGACCGGUUGGACCCACUGGCCUCCCCUGAUGACCAUCUAUAUGAAAGAUACAGGUUUUCUGCAGAUGGCAUCAGGUAUCUAUGCAGACUACUGGGUCCCAGGAUUAAGCACCGCACUGCACGGAGCCAUGCACUGAGCGUGGAGCAAAUGGUUUGUGUGGCCUUGCGCUUUUUUGCUAGUGGAGCCUUCCUGUACUCAGUGGGGGAUGCAGAACAGCUGAACAAGGCCACAAUUUGCCGCACAAUAAGGAGUGUGUGUCUGGCUAUCAAAGCAUUAGCAGAUGUCUUCAUCUCCUUCCCUGGCCACAGAAGACUCUGUGACAUCAAAGAGGAGUUCUAUAGGAUUGCAGAUGGUCUGCAAUGCUGACUGUGUGAUCAGCAAUGUUGUGGCAAAAUGGCCUGGCUCAGUCCAUGACUCCAGAAUCUUUCGGGCCUCUGAAAUCUAUCAGUGCCUAUCACAAGGUGAAUUCUCUGGUGUGUUGCUGGGAGACAGGGGGUAUGGCUGCCAGCCUUUUCUCCUGACACCUUUCACAGACCCCCAGGAAGCACAGCAGGCCUACAACCAUGCCCAUGCCAGGACCAGGGCCAGAGUUGAAAUGACCUUUGGCCUCCUGAAGGCACGCUUUCACUGCCUUCACAAAUUAUGGGUCAGCCCUGUUAGGGCAUGUGAUAUUACUGUGGCUUGUGCUGUCCUCCACAAUGUGGCCUGCCUGAGGAAGGAGAGGGCCCCCAGAGUGCCACCAGCCAUGGACUGGGACAAUCCGGCAAUCUUCCCUGAUGACGACAGUGGUCGGCUGCUGAGGGACAAAUAUGUGUUGAAUUAUUUUAGUUAGUAUGUGUGCUUUCAAUUUUGGUUAAAUAUGUCCUGCGGUGGCAGAGGAAUUUGGGUUUUUUUGGGUUCGUUUUUUGACGAAUUUGGCCUCUUAUGAUGUUUGUGCGGUAUACUGUGUGUAAUACAAGGCUGCAGGGAGGCUACUGCAUCCAUUCAUUUGUCUGUUCAGUUGAUGUGUAUGGAUUUGUCCUGCAUUUAUUUUAGUGUGCAGACAUGCAGGGUGUGUUAUAUACAGACCUUUGAAUGUGUAUGUAUCAUUUUGUAUAAUAUGCUUGGAUUCUGUGCUUUCCAUCUUGUAGAGUCACUGUGACUUCAGUUUCGAAAGGAGCUGAUGGUUUACCUGCUUUGUUUUGUCCUUAUUCAAUAAAGGAACAUAAUGUUA